AUUACUCGCUUCCUAAAUACACUGAAACAUUCCAUACCAACUUCUCUGUUGAACUAUGUUGGAGAAGCCAAAGUCAAUAGGAGAUUUGACCAUGCAAAUUUUGGCUUGAAACCUAAGCACAGGAUUUUUAGCCAGCAUCCAAUGGUGAAUGACGAUCUUCCAAACCGAAUUAUUGCAGGCAGUGUACUGGUAAAGUGCAACGUGACAAAGUUUACAGAAACGGAUGCCAUUUUUGAUGAUGAGACUGUAGAAAAAAACAUUGAUGCUGUCAUAUUUGCAACAGGCUAUAGCUUCAGUUUCCCUUUUUGCAAAGAGAUUAAAGUAGAAAAGAACAAAGUGUCGUUAUAUAAAUAUACUUUUCUGCCUGAGCUGGAGAAACAGACUCUAGCUGUCAUUGGUUUGAUACAACCACUUGGAGCCAUCAUGCCCAUCUCGGAACUUCAGUGUCGAUUGGCUGCAAAGAUCUUCGCUGGAGAAAAACAGCUGCCCUCAGUUAGUGCCAUGAAGGAGGAUAUCAGACAAAAGAAAGAAGAGAUGGCAAGACGCUAUGUGUACAGUCAGCGUCAUACCAUACAGGUAGACUACAUAGAGUACAUGGAUGAAUUAGCAGAAUUGUUGGGUGUGAAGCCUGAUUUGUGGAAGCUCCUUCAUACUGACCCCAAACUUGCUUGGAGCAUCUAUUUUGGACCCUGUACACCUUAUCAGUAUCGAAUAACUGGGCCUGGAAAGUGGGACAAAGCCAGAAAAAACCAUCCUGACUCAAUGGGAUCGAACAGUGAAGCCAACAAGAACUCGCUAUGUACAGGAAAGCUCAGGCGUUUCUCCUAUACGAUUGUUUCUUCUGGGAAUACUGGUGGUUUUUGCUGCUAUAUUUUUUUACUCUUA
Molecule: messenger RNA, 885 nt
Organism: Staurois parvus
Lineage: Eukaryota; Metazoa; Chordata; Amphibia; Anura; Ranidae
Source: the annotation of a GenBank genome assembly